This is a messenger RNA of Saprolegnia parasitica CBS 223.65, 1221 nucleotides long. RefSeq lists its product as hypothetical. The transcript has 7 exons. Gene Ontology annotation, cellular component: nucleus; cytoplasm. The record is from RefSeq and is a predicted model, not a curated record. Bases 139 to 1221 code for a protein of 360 amino acids. Gene Ontology annotation, molecular function: protein binding. NCBI's taxonomy places the organism in Eukaryota, Oomycota, Saprolegniomycetes, Saprolegniales, Saprolegniaceae.
GCCACGUAGACGACGCUGGGCGUAGAGGAAACGCUGCCAUGGCAGCAUGCUUCGUUUGCGGUCAUCAACUUUAGCGUCGCAGAGGCGGCCGAGACAGCGCCGCUCUUCAACGUGGGCUGCGCGGCGUGCGGCACGUCCAUGGCGUCGGUACUGGCAUGCGCCAAGGGCGCGCUACGGCUCGACUUGCCGAGCCACUUUCUUACACUAUCAUCGUUCUUGUACCGGCUGCAGAUACAAACGUUCGGAGACGCGCCGUGGGCCAAACUGCGCAUGAUCCAGCGCAUCUACUUCGCCAAGGACGACAUCUUUGUCCACGAUGCGCGCUUCCUUGGCCCUGCCAAGGUGGACAACGACGGUGUCUUGGCGUGGGAUAUCGCGUGGCCGACCAAUCCGUUCAAGGCGCGCAUCGAUCGCGGCGGCUUUCGGCAGCGCGACGAGCCGGUCCGGAGCGACAUCUUCUUCUUCGUGAACGACCGGUUCCUUGCACACCACCGAACGCUCUUCCGCUUCAUCUCGCCGCGGGUCGCUAACGCCAUCUUGCUGCAGCGCGUCGAAGACAAUGCGCCGCUCGACUCGGUGCGGCGUGCGCUCCACCAAGCGGCCUUCAACUUACGCCCACCGUGCGUUCCGGAUGCGCCGCAGCUGCUGCACACGGCGGCCAACCACCGCGCCUGUUCGACGCUGCAGCUGCUGCUCGCCCACGGCGCCGACAUCAACAGCAUCGACUUGGCCAACCACACGGUGCUGCACCACGCCGUGCAGAAGAACGACUUUGACAUGGCGUGGUUCUUCCUCGAGCAAGGCGCGCGCGUCGAUGGCGCCGUCAACACCACCGCGCUGACGCCGUUGCAGGUGGCCAUCAUGGGCGGCAACAUGCGCAUGGUCGAGCUGCUGCUGGAAGCUGGUGCCACGAUCGGUCCAGCGUGUGCGCUUCGUCUUGAAACCCCGUGCGAUGUGCUGCAUUGCGACCACGCCACCGCGCUGCAGUGGGCAUAUGUGUGGCGGCAGCCCGAGAUUGCGUCGCUGCUCUUGCGCAAGGGCGCCGACGUCAACGACAACCGCGGAGCAUAUCCGCAGCACAGUAUUCUGGCCAACUGCAUCAUGUCCCUCCAAGGCGACGAGCGCAUGGCGCACGUCUCGGCGCUCUUGGAGCACGGCGCAGCGGCCAGCAUCCACCGGCCCAACAAGGUUGCGCGAGGUCUGUUGUCAUACGUCGUCUAG